UAAAACGACCAUCGGCCUAUGACGACCGGUUUUUGACGGUCCCGAUUUUUUCUCCCAUAGGCCACAAGCAUUAAGGAUUUUGCCCAAGAAGACCACUUGUCUUCUGUGACCGCGACCACCCCAAGUUGGUCCGCAGGCGAUCACAACUUGCUUGAAACGACCGCGUCAUUUUCGGCUGGCCGCGCCGCCGAGCAGAUUCAAAAUGGCGCCCAAAGGUCAUGUCGGGUCAUAGGGACAGCCUACUUUUUUGUGGGGGGGAUGCUGCGUGUAUCGUACAUUUAUUCUGCUUUUAACCGUAUAAAGUACGAAAAUAUUCAUACUAGAAGUUGCUUCAAUAAAGUAAAAGGUAUAUAGAAAUGUGUGUGACUUCAUUUAUAUUUUUUAAUUAACGGUAAUUCUUCUUUUAAGAAGAUGAUUGCCCUCGAAGCUAGUGAAAUGUCCCAGAGAAGAAUUUUGUAAACAAAGAACAUUCCAGAAGAAUCGGUAAUUUGUUACAAAAAAAGCCGUAACUUCUCGGAAAACUGCAAUCGUUGGUUCAUGAUUAGCAGCUUCAGAGGAGGAUUGUUCGGAGAAUUCGGGUGUUGCUUCAACGAUUAAUACUCUCGGCGAGGUAACUUGAUUUUCGUUGCUGUUUUGGAACCCAAGCCAGGCGGAUCAAAGAAAAAUGGCGGACGGAUUCCAGACAAGUUUUUUGCUUGUCCUUUUAUCUUCGAUUUCCCAUUGUUCUAAAACCCAAGCCAAGCUCACGGGCGGCGGAAUAAAGAUGAUGGUGGUGUUGAGUGGUGGUUCGGUCGGCUCUUUAACUAGUGCUUUAAACUUCGACUUUGCCGAUUUUCCUUUGUGUUUGAAACCAAAGCCAAGCUCACCAGCGGGUGGAACAAAGAAAAUACCGACCGAGAAUUUUUUCAGACAACUUUCUACCGAGUUCUUUAAAAGAUGGUGAUCAGUUCAGCGUUCAGUUACUUCAGUACGAAAGCCAUGGCGAGCAAGCGGAAGGUUUCGGAGAAGAAAACGUUGACGUUGGGAGAGAAGUUAGAAGUAAUCCGGCGAUACGAGACUGGCGGGGUAGGAGCGCGUGGCCUUGCCAAGGACUUCGGCGUUGGCAAGACACAGAUCCAGAACAUUAUCAAGAGAAAGGCCGAGCACCGAGAGGACUACGAGAACAACGCUCCAGCCAGCAAGAGAAGGAACGUGCGGCAUACAGGUAACGAGGGCAUCAACAAGUUGUGUUAUGAAUCUUUCGACAUGAAGAGGCGCCUCGUUCCAAUCAGCGGGCCGAUGCUGCAAGAACAAGCCCUGAAGUUUGCGGAAGAACUGGGAGUGGAGGGCUUCAAGGCAUCUACCGGAUGGCUCGACAGCUUCAAGAAACGCCACGGUGUCGGGAACAGCACCAUUGUGGGAGAAAGUGCUGGUGUUGACGGCCAAGUGGUUGACAACUGGAAGGAGAAGAUUCCCAACAUCACGACCGGGUAUUCCCCAGAGAACAUCUACAACAUGGACGAGUCUGGCCUUUUCUACCGGACAACUUCUAACAAGACUUUGGCAGUGAAGGGUGAAAAGUGCAGCGGUGGAAAACAGGCCAAAGACCGACUGACUAUCGUCCUCUGUGCAAACAUGGCCGGGGGAAAAGAGAAACCCCUCAUCAUCGGCAAAUCGGCGAAGCCCAGGUGCUUCAAGAACGUGAAGCUGUCGACCCUCCCCGUGACUUACGCGAACAACUCCAAAGCGUGGAUGACGUCGGCCUUGUUCACCCAGUGGCUCAAGAAGUUUGACCAGAAGAUCGGGCGACAGAAUCGAAAGAUUCUGUUAUUCCUGGACAACGCGCCCAGCCACCCCGAUGUUUCGCUGAAAAACAUCGAACUCAAGUUUUUCCCACCAAACACGACAUCGAGACUGCAACUGGAUCAGGGGAUAAUCCAGACACUGAAACUGAAGUACAGGAAGCGUCAACUCAGGAGAAUCUUGCAGGAGCUACAAGACGACAAAGAGCCACCGGUUUGCAGGUCGCCAAGCGUUGACCAUCUUGGAGCCAUCCAGUUCGUGGGGUCCGCCUGGCAGGAGACUUCAGAGGACACCAUCCAGAAGUGUUUCAAGAAGGCCGGCUUCUGUGAAACAGCAGCCAGUGCUGACUCAGAGGGCCCAGAAGAGGACCAGACUACGACAGACCAUCCUGCAAUGGAGGAGCUCGCCCAGGAACUGUUUGGGUGCGGCUUCGGCGAGCCUGCUGCGAUCGACCAGGGAUCUCUCAACUUGUGACAACAACGUGAGGGACUGGGGGAAAGACGCACACACUCUGCUGGGGGGAGCUCGAGGAUGCCGACGUGGGGGGAGACGACUCGGGGGAUGAGGACGAGAGUGAGGGUGGAGCAGUCGACAGGAGGGAGUCCAAGGUGCCCAACCUGAACAGUCUUGUGAGUGUAAUGAGGGACAUUAAGCAGCUGUGUGCUGAGGAGGGACUUGGGGAUCUGUUGAACAUCUUUCAUGAGGCUGAUGACAUGUUGAGCAGUGUGUGGAGUGAGAGGCAGAUGGCUGCAAAACAGACCAAAAUCCACGAUUUCUUCAACUUCAAGGCAAAAUAGAUGAUGAAAUGAUUUGUGUAAACCACCUUUGUAUGAUGUAUGAUGACAUGACAAAAAUUGUUUCAGUUUGUGAAAUGAAGUUUGAUGACUUACUCUUUUUAUUGACUGUCAAGUUACUUACUGUAGUGUUAGAUGAUGAAAUGAUUUGUGUAAACCACAUUUGUAUGAUGUAUGAUGACAUGACAAAUGUUUCAGUUUGUGAAAUGAAGUUUGAUGACUUACUUGCUCUGUUUUUAUUGACUGUCAAGUUACUUACUGUAGUGUUAGUUUUCUACUUUUUACAUCUGGUAUCUUACUUUAUACUUAAUAUGAAGUGCAUGUAUGUAAUGAUUGCAAUGUUAAAAUAGUUUUUGUAAUGGAUCUGCAAUGGUGACAAGUACAUAUGUAAAUAAAGACAUGAACUUCAACAUCAGUGUCUUUGUCUUGUGUGACCCGGGCUCCUUUUUGGAUAAGAAGACCACUUGUCUAAGAA
Messenger RNA from Branchiostoma belcheri (Belcher's lancelet), 3051 nucleotides. Its product is annotated as tigger transposable element-derived protein 4-like. Gene Ontology annotation, cellular component: nucleus. The record is from RefSeq and is a predicted model, not a curated record. NCBI's taxonomy places the organism in Eukaryota, Metazoa, Chordata, Leptocardii, Amphioxiformes, Branchiostomatidae. Gene Ontology annotation, molecular function: DNA binding.